AUGAAGGGCUGGUACUUAACCCUGGUAGCACUUCUUCAGCCUCGAGGGAAGAAGCCCACACACGUGACGGUGAACUGCUGGUUCUGCAAUCAGGACACGGUAGUGCCGUAUGGGAAUCGCAAUUGCUGGGACUGCCCCAACUGUGAGCAGUACAACGGGUUCCAAGAGAAUGGAGACUACAACAAACCCAUCCCUGCUCAGUACAUGGAACACCUUAACCAUGUUGUGUCGGGUGCUACGACUUUCUGUGAUCCUACCAAACCACAGCAGUGGGUGAGCAGCCAAAUUCUGCUUUGCAAGAAAUGCAACAGCUAUCAAACCAUGAAGAUCAAACAGCUGGCUUCAUUCGCACCAAGGGAGGAGGGCAAAUACGAUGAGGAGAUUGAGGUGUACAAGCACCAUCUAGAGCAGACCUACAAGCUGUGCCGUCCAUGCCAGGCUGCUGUGGAGUAUUACAUAAAACAUCAGAAUCGGCAGCUCCGGGCGCUGCUGCUCAGCCACCAUUUCAAGCGCCGUGAGACAGACAAGACCUAUACUCAGAAUUUAUGUUCAUCCUCUUCUGCUUCCAUAACCACACCAGCUCAGGUGAUAUUUCUGCGGUUCUUGGCCUUCCUCAGCUGUGCGUUCCUGGUUCUGAUGGCCUUGUAUGGGUCAGGCGACCCCUUCUCACUCAGCACAGCGGUCCCUGCUCCUGUCUCCUCUGGUCCAGCGUCCAUUUGGAACAGGACUGGCACAAGCUCACAUGCAGACUUAGAAAAUGACACUUCCGUGAUGGUGGCACGCUGGACGGAGCUGCUCCACCUGCUCCCAGAACAGAUGGUGGAGAACCUGAGUGCCGCAUGGGCUUACGGGAAGCAUCACCAGAUGGCAGUCGCUGUCCUCGGGCUGUUCACCUGCUUGUUGGCUGUGUUUUUAGCUGGACGGAUCAGGCUCCGGAGAAUUGAUGCUUUUGCUUCGGUGUUGUGGUUCAUAGUGAUGAGUCUACAUUUAGCUGAGAAGUACCUGAAGACGGAAACACCCAACUGGCUAGACACGGCCAAAUUUGGCACCACAUCCUUGUGCUGCUUGGUGGGCUUCACCGCAGCAGUGGCCACGCGGAAGGCAACGGGCCAUCGGAGAUACCGGCCCCGAAGGUACCUUUCUGGGGAUUCGAUUACCCUCUUUCCCAGCGGCACUGGGACUGGCUUCGCUUCCCCUGCUACGUCUCUCUUUGUCCCAACACCACCCAAUAUUCUCCAGCUGACAAACCAACAGCUCUUCAGGUCUCCACGCAGAACUUCCUCUUCCUCUCUUCCCGGUCGUCUCAACAGGGCACUCUCGCUGGGCACCAUCCCCUCCUUGGCUAGGGCAGAUUCUGGCUACCUGUUCAGCGGGAGUCGACCAGCCUCGCAGUCAUCUCAGUCCAAGGAAUCUCCUACAUCAGAGCACUUUUCCUUGCUGUCAGGCAGCUGUGCUCCCUCCCACAUCCCCUCUCCAGCACCGUCGGUGGCUGGCUCUGUGAAUUCCAGCUCCAGUUCCCUGCGGUACCGCCGGCCGCUCAUCAGCCCUGCCCGCCUGAACCUGAAAGGACAGAAGCUGCUGCUGUUCCCGUCUCAGAAUGAGGUCCUGCUCACCCCAGCCAGCUCGGAGGAGCACACCCCCUCAGACAGCAACAUCUUUGCUACCGAGUUGUCCUCCUUUCCAAAGAAGAACCUCAGCGAGCGGGGAAUGCAUGAUAUGAGAUCUGCUGUGGAAGGAGGGAGUAUCUGCAGUGAUAAUUCCAUCAAAAAGGAGGAUCACUCAUCACGCUCAUCUAUGUGUGUGGUAGACACAACUUCCAAAGGGGAAGAUUUGGCAGGCUGGAGAGGUCAUUUUGGUAACUCUGCUCUCCGAGGUCUGCUAGCCGUGAGUCUGACUCUCAAUGCUAUCUUCACAUCAGCCUAUGUCUACCGGAGCCUGCGUUGA
Messenger RNA from Opisthocomus hoazin, 1944 nucleotides. The record is from RefSeq and is a predicted model, not a curated record. NCBI's taxonomy places the organism in Eukaryota, Metazoa, Chordata, Aves, Opisthocomiformes, Opisthocomidae.